GCAAGGAAGCCAGAAUAAAAGACUCAGCUCUGUGUCGAAUGGAUGUUGCGGAAACAUAUUUUCUCGAAAAUCGAAGGAUUUAUCGGAGGUGAGAGCAUCCUGCUGUACCAAUAUCCGCUUUGUGUGAUAGUGUGUAUAACCACCACAAACCAACAAACAGUAUUAUCAUCAUCAUCAGCAGCAAGAGCAAGAGACGAUCUCAGAGGAAGUGUCUGACCGAGGCUGAGGAAAUAAUGAAUGAAAAUUUUUCGACUGCCGAGAGCUUUUCUUAUCUGGUGAACUUUUUAACAGUUUCCUAGAGGAUAUAUGAAUAAGGUGGAUACUCAUGCAUGACGUGUUCGAUGACCGUGGGAAAAGUGAGGCGUUUUUGAGUCGCAGCUUGUGGAGGGAAGAAUGCUCGGUUCCAUACUAAAGAAUAGGAAGACAAAUUAUGAAAUGAAAGUGACUGUGCGUGCGUGUGUUGAACUUUUUGAUAGCAAUUUGUUGUUUAAAUGAAAAGUUGAGUAAAGUUCAGCAGGAGAAUGUUCUCUGGAGAAUUUUUGCUGGAAGAAAAAAAGUACGAGUGAAAAUCAUACCGGUUUGAAAGUGUAGAUUUUAACAAAAUAACUAUUAUUCAUUUUGAAAAGCAGUGGAUUACAAUUGAAUCCAUUUAACAUGACGUGCAAUGCAUGAUUUCAAGAAGUUCGCGUGAUCCAACCUGAUUCCCUCUGAACAGAAGAUUCACUAUUCGCUAGGUGAAAGAUCAAUUUGUUUAUUUAUCGAGUGAGAGCAAUAGUUGAAAUCGUGAUAAGAUGGAACGGGUAUGGCGAAAAGUGAACCAGGGCCUUACGAUGAGAUCAUCGUCAACGAAGCAGACGGUAACCACUGCAAAUGUCACAACGACCGGAUGUCUCUCGGUACCACCACCGGGGCAUCAGUACUCCACCGAUACAACGAGUUCUGCCGGGUUCGGCGAGUCACAAGUGGUGGCCGUGCAGCAACGUCGACGGUCUAAUCCAACGCAGGCCAGUACCACUGCCUCGUCAGAGAAGCGAAGACGCCGUCGGCGUCGUAGUCGGCCGAAUCGUGACGGGAAUUCACAAGGUGGUGGACACUCGUCAGCCGGCUACCACAAAAACCACACGUCGUCUUCCCGCCGCAGCAAUCAGAUGGGCCUAAUGGCCCAAGCAGGCAACGAACAGUCACUAAGGCAACGGGCCGUCGCCCGGCUCAAGAUGUUCAAUUUUAACCUCAGCUGGGAUCUACAUAUGAAUCAGUGCAAACCGUGCGGUCCCAAAAGUGGCAACAUCAUAACUCGACGCCUCUGCCGCAAUCGUCGGGGCGAGGACAAUGAACUUUAUCGCUCGAACAGCUUCAAAUUCGAGCGCUUCGAGCGGAAGGAACAUUGCGGAACAGGAACGAGGACACUACGAAAACAGAUUUCCGUCUGUGAUGACUACAGCUUACCGAUAGACUUUGUCAAAAAAAGACCGUCCAGUUUCGACCCCUGCCUGGCAGAACGUUUUCCCGACAAUUGGGCAUCUCCCAGUCCCCAAUCCGAACAUGUUUCCUUUCUAGAACCAUUAAAUUUGCAGCAAUCCUUGUCAGCGGUUCCGACCAACAGUUUGGGAGUGGUAACAGUCGGCAUUGGCAUCGGCAUCGGUGGAGAGGGAGCGGGAACUCUCCAGCAUCAUCAUUCCUUGAAGCAUCAGCCGCAACCGCAACUUCCACCCUCGUUUGUUCCGUCUGCUUCCAUCCCAACGGCUACUGAGGCAGCCGCAAAUGCAGUAGCCAUUAAAACUGUUGAGGAGAUUUUCGACACCAGGCGAAGCUACAAACGAGAUAGUACUGGCAGAUCACAACCGCAGCGGCAACCACGGAGACCGAGUAGUAACUGUGAAGUUAAGUACAUCAAUCAGAAUUUCAGCUCAGGUUCAUCUGCGCCGGCCUCCUCUGAAGACGAAGAAAAUGACGACGAAGAUGAUGAACUGAGUAAAAUACCGGAGCUAAAUUCACCGGACAGCAUCUCAGAGGAUUUGUUUCAUCCUCUGCCUCCACGCCAAAGUCCAAUCAAGACCACCGUUCCAGAAACUUCGAAACGGAAUCCGUCUCCCUAUUAUUAUUCGGAUUUAUUGAGAAACAAAAACCAAGAUCAAGCACAACAAUCGACUGCUACUCAAUUCCAACAAGAACUCAGCGAACCUAAAAGAACCGCCAGUAGAGCAUCGUCGGCGAGUACUCGGCAAAAGGAACUCGGAGCUCGUUAUCGAAAAAGUAGCAGCCUCGAUACCCCUGGAGCUGAGAAAGAAGUUUGUCUACCAAAACGUUACUCCAUAACCGAGGAAGGAGUCCGUAUAAUUCGCUGUGACUCUCCAUCCACUACAACCUCGGACGAUUCAGACUGUUCUGAAUGUCGAAAAAGAAGAGACUGGCAUGCCCAAGCAUUGGCACUAGUGCGCGGAAAUUGUAACCUUCCUACGUCAAUUGACCCUUCUAUGCCACCACAUCGGAUGCUUGGUUCAGCGGGAGUCUGUGCAUGCGCAACACCUGCAUUCGGCGAGGACAACGAUGAACUUUUCCGACCCCGAAGUAUAUUCUACGUGCAUCAGCCAGGCGCGCAUGACUGUGCGGAUUGUACUCUCAGUGACAACUCAGCAACUGUGAACGAAGACAUGACAAGCAUUCGGACACGACAAAUCUACGAGACGGCAUUUGAUUCGAAGAUUACCCGGUCGGACGACGACUUGGAUGAGGUGGAUCGUGUAACCAACCAGUCCGUAUUGCUGCAGCUCAAUAAAAGUAACAACAGCAGCACUAGCAACAUGGUUUCGAAUCAGAAUAAGGAAAACCGUGAUAGGAGCAAACGCGCUGAAACGAAAAGAUCAAAAAGUUCUUUAAAGACACCUUCAGUGACGCAGAUUCAAACCACGGUGGAUAUUGAAACCACUCACGACACAAACCUUUCACAGGAUUUGGAAAAACUCCAAAUCGAUAAACAACUAGACAAUAUCACUAACGCAAAUUCCACGUCUUCCUCUCAACUUCCACUACGUGGUUAUACGCCUUCCCCGCCCUCAACCGCGCCGCUUCCAAUGAAAUUUCCCGGCAAACACGAGCGCUUCUUCAUUAACAGCAUAAAAAGUGCUCCUAAUCUUCCCUCUUCCAAUGCGGCUCAGCAUCCGCGACUGAAAGAUCUCCGGUUAGACAUCCAGGCAAUACGUAAUAGUGAAGUUCCUCCUUCCGGCAGUUGUGAUGGUAGUGUUAAUAAUUCCUCCUAUAAUAGUCCGAAAAACAGCGAGAGACCCCGGUCGACGAUGUGCCUGGAACCGGAACGUGUUUUGGAGUUGAAGCGCAGCCAUCGUAGCCACAAGCAGCGAGGAAGGAACUUUUCAUCCACAGAAAGUAUGGCUACUUCCAGCAGUGGUGGAAGCAUGGAAUCGCUCAAAUCAAGUACAAGUGAAGGAAACCGCAGUACUUCCAGCUCAGACUCACGCCAUUCCUCUUCGCUAAGUUCGCACAGUUCCGAUUCGGGGCCAACGAUAGCCUUUCCUCUGCGAGCACCCGUGGUAAUUCACAAUAAACUAAAUAUCCUGAGUCCGAUUUCGGAUAAAUCUUCCCAGGAGCCGGGCUCGGAGACAUCCGAUAUCAAUCGAAACAAUUCACAGAAGCAGUCACCGGAUGACGCGACAACUGGCGUCAUGGCAAAAAAGGAAAACGACGAAAAUGAGGCUGUGAAGUUGGCUGCACCCAAAAGGCGCUCAGCACCGAACAAAACACUUUUGCUAAUAACUGGUCCAGAAAUUCAAGGUUCGGAUAGUGGAAUUUCGAUGCACUCGCGUGAAGAUGUCAAAUCACGGACAAACUUCCUAAAUUUGGGCAUUCAACGUGCAUCACUGGGUUUGGAGAAAUCAGACUGUGGAAAGCCAAUUCUAGCUCAGGAUUUCAGCGACCUUCCAUUCGACAUGCCGAAACUUAGACGACGACGAGCUCAUUUGCUACAGGAACCUUGCACAUCUGGAAGCGUUACCUCCGUUGACGUUGGAGAACUUCCCUUCGACAUGCCCAAACUAAGACGACGUCUUCGCAUGUCCCAGAAUCAGAAUCAAAUUGCAAUACCUUCCACCUCCGGCAUUCUGCUACAGACGAGCACGGAAUCCAGUGGGCUAUCUCAGGCGUCUUCCAGCCUGUCGAUGCGAGACUCCGACAACAGAGCUGCAUUGGUUGGAGGUUUUUUCAAGCAGAGCCUAACGUUGAAUCUGAAUGAGUGUAGUGCAAAACCGGCGAAAAAGUUCGGAACACUCGACCUCGGUCUAAGCUUCAACGCAGCGCGCUCCAACGUUGAUCUGAUCGAUGCCACAAUUCCGCUGGAUCGCCAAGGGUGGUACCACGGAUCGAUCAGCCGAAUAGAUGCAGAGAAAAUUCUACGAUCGUUGGGUGAGGGUAGUUUCCUGGUGCGAAACAGUGAAUCGACUCGGCAGGAUUAUUCGCUCACCUUGAAGAGCGCCAAAGGAUACAUGCACAUGCGGAUACAACGCGAUCCGGAGACGGCUCAGUUCAUUCUCGGUCAGUUCAGCCGGCCAUUCCCGACGAUACCGGAUAUGAUACGUCACUUUUGCCUGAACCGGUUGCCGGUGCGUGGCGCAGAACACAUGUGCCUCCUGGAACCGGUCAUUGCGCAGAUUCUAUAAGCUAGUGAUAGAAGAAUUUGGUUUAGAUUGUGGUUUCUAAAGUGAUCUAAUGCAUCAUCAGAGUGUGUAGAUUUUGUUUGGAAUGAAUUCCAGAGUUGUAGCCUAGAAAGCGUAGAAGGGUAGAAGCCGUAGAGAAAUCUAGCGUAGCACCCGGGAUAGUUUCCCAGAAGUUCUACAGACAGGAGAUGUUCUACGAGAGAAGCUCUAAAUGAAAAUGGACCUACGUUCCUUUUGAACCAUUAUGUUUAAGUUCGGUCUCCGUGAAGUUUUAACUGAUCUUGAAUUGAGACAAUAAACAUUAAUUUGUUCAUGGAAGCAAAGAUUGUACAGAGAUUGUAAUAAGGAAACGGAAGAAGAAGUUUGAAUGACGCAACACAAACAUUUUAACGAUUAUUAGUUUGACCAGUUUUCUAAUUAUAUUGUGAUAGAAUUACUUUGUUGAGGGUUGACACUAUAAACUUUCCAAGUUCUGAGUUUUCAAACAUGGCGUGUGUCUAGGUUUGCAUAAAUAUGGUUUCACUCGCAUAGCAAAUUAUGUUACCGGAACAACAUUGGAGAAUGCUUGAACAGAAAUGCCAAAAAUGGACUGUGAAAUGGGAAUAUUUGCAAUUUUAUAUUCGAGUUAGAGCGUUCAAAAAAGUGCAAUACUGAAGAACAAAUAGUUUACGUAGCGUGUUUUGGGCUACCUUAGAUUUACACUGGGUUUUGUGCAGAGAUGCAACGUAAGUGGAUUCACCAAGUGAUUGUAAUCAGCAGUUUUUCGGAGUGCAAUAGUAACUUCACGCAUUUUUCACUUGUAGCCGCAAGAGUAACUGAAAGCCAAAACCAAAUUUUCGUGAAAAAAUGGUGUCCACCAAAGUAAGGUUGGGAACAUGUAUUCCUGUAUUUAUUUAUUCACACAGAGUAAUUAUAGUGCAUCUAACCAGUUGUAUAGAACGUAGAGUAGUGAUUCACUAAGGUUCGUGGUUGUCUCUGUAUGGGCAAAUAAUGCACGGUAGACGAAACGAAUAAUUACUAUUAAAUUUGAACAAAUGGAGAAAAAUACCCACACAUAUUAAAAGAAUCACUUAGUGAUGAAAAAGCAUUAUUAAAAUGAGAAAAUAUAUAACAAAAUAUUAA
This is a messenger RNA of Topomyia yanbarensis, 5786 nucleotides long. RefSeq lists its product as uncharacterized. The transcript is spliced from 11 exons. The coding region runs from base 792 to 4667 and encodes 1291 amino acids. Gene Ontology annotation, molecular function: phosphotyrosine residue binding. The record is from RefSeq and is a predicted model, not a curated record. Lineage: Eukaryota; Metazoa; Arthropoda; Insecta; Diptera; Culicidae.